This is a messenger RNA of Neocloeon triangulifer, 1566 nucleotides long. Its product is annotated as cell division control protein 42 homolog. The record is from RefSeq and is a predicted model, not a curated record. The transcript has 4 exons. Lineage: Eukaryota; Metazoa; Arthropoda; Insecta; Ephemeroptera; Baetidae. Gene Ontology annotation, biological process: small GTPase-mediated signal transduction. Gene Ontology annotation, molecular function: GTPase activity; GTP binding. The coding region runs from base 141 to 854 and encodes 237 amino acids.
CUGUUGGAGUGCGGCGGAGCGGACGAGCGAGCGAGCGAGCGGUGUGCAAGUAGAAAAAUCAAGCAGAACGCAGUGCAAGCUUCGCGUCGAGAGGAGCGAGAGGUGUGUGUUGAGUUUGCGGGACGUGGCCCCCGAAGACGAUGCCGCCCUUCAGCGACAAGGCCCUCACGGCCAGCCUGCUGCAGUAUAACGCCGACAAGGGCUUCGAGCACUGCCGACAAAAGGUCAAGUGCGUGAUGGUCGGCGACGGCGCCGUCGGCAAAACCUCCCUCGUCGUCAGCUACACCACCAAUGGCUUUCCGACCGAGUACGUGCCCACCGCCUUUGACAACUACAAUGUUGUGGUUCGGAUCGACGGCCAACCUUUGAGACUGCAGCUCUGUGACACAGCUGGCCAGGACGACUUUGACUCGCUCAGGCCCCUGUGUUACUCAGGAACGGACAUUUUCGUAGUUUGCUUCUCGGUGGUCUCGCCGGCUUCCCUUCACAAUGCCGUCGCCAAGUGGAUACCUGAAGUCAGGGCGCACUGUCCGGACUCGAUGAUUCUGCUUGUUGGAACUCAAAGUGACCUCCGAGCGGACGUUGGCGUUCUUGUCAGACUAGCAAGGUAUGGAGAGAGGCCCGUGUCUGAGACGGAGGCGCGCAGGGUUGCAGCGCAGUGGGGUGCUUGCAGUUACAUUGAGUGCUCCGCCCUGACGCAGCACAACCUGAAGGAGGUGUUCGACCAAGCGAUCCUGCACGGACUGAGGCAGCAGGCGCGAAUUCGGCCCCCCAUCUACCGAGCACCCCUUCCUCCCAAGCCGAGGUUGAAACCCACCCCCUUCUGGAGGAAACUCUUCUGCUGUACCUGUUGACUGACUCUAGUGAUUUUUAAAUGUAUAUUUCUGACACCGGACAGACUUUUAAACGUGGGUGAAUGUGAAAAAAGAAAAAAAAAAUUAGCAAUUACGGCGAAUGUGCUUAGGGUGUUGCUCAAGUAAUGUAACAACUGAAUCCGAAGAAGUUACUAUAUUUGCGCCUACUUUUUCCUUCUAUCUGACAUCACGCUUUUUUAUUACAUAGCAAACACUACGCAAAAUAAUUUAUGUUGGUUCUUUCCUUGCCUAAAGCCUGUAAAUUUUUUCUUGUUUUUCAAUUUAUGUAGGCAUAUGUAAACAAGCCACUAAAAACCCCAAUUCGUGAUUCUGAGUAUUGUUCAAAGUGUAAAUCUUGAAAUAAUUAUUACAAUCUGCGUAUUUCCUAUAAUUAUUUAUUGAUGAUUUGUGUGAUAAAUCAAAGAUAUUAAAAACGUCUUACAUCAUUGGCAAUUAAUUGUUGCUGAAUUAGUGCAUAAGUGUCAAAACAGGAGCACACACUGCUUCUGUGGGUUACAAAACUUAAUUCUUCUGAAAUCCCCGUCUGGUUGUGAAUCAACUUUGUAAAAAUGGAUCAAUAAUUAGAUUAAUUACAACCCAAUAUGUGUAUGAAAAUGAAAUGGAUUUCAACUCUCGUUAUUGAUAUAAUUUGUAGACUUAUUUACAUCUCAUAAAUAAUAAAUUAAAACAAAAACUCCAAACAUGUACUCAU